Molecule: messenger RNA, 1737 nt
Organism: Lichtheimia ornata
Lineage: Eukaryota; Fungi; Mucoromycota; Mucoromycetes; Mucorales; Lichtheimiaceae
Product: heat shock protein 60
Exons: 4
Coding region: 1-1737 (578 amino acids)
Biological process (GO): mitochondrial unfolded protein response; protein import into mitochondrial intermembrane space; protein refolding
Cellular component (GO): mitochondrial matrix; mitochondrial inner membrane
Molecular function (GO): protein-folding chaperone binding; ATP-dependent protein folding chaperone; ATP binding
Source: RefSeq, a predicted model, not a curated record
AUGUUCCGCCUUCCUGCUGCUGCUGCUGCUCGCCCUGUCUCGCGUUCAGCUACUGGUGUCCUUAAGCGUUUCUACUCCCACAAGGAGCUCAAGUUUGGUGUUGAUGGCCGUGCUGCUCUUCUUCGUGGUGUUGAUGUGCUUGCCAAGUCUGUUGCCGUAACUCUUGGUCCUAAGGGUCGCAAUGUCCUUAUUGAACAACCUUAUGGUUCUCCCAAGAUUACCAAGGAUGGUGUCACUGUUGCCAAGUCUAUCACUUUGGAAGACAAGUUUGAAAACUUGGGUGCUCGUCUUGUUCAAGACGUUGCCAACAAGACCAACGAGAUUGCUGGUGAUGGUACCACCACUGCCACUGUUUUGGCUCGUGCCAUCUUUACCGAAGGUGUCAAGAAUGUUGCAGCUGGCUGUAACCCCAUGGAUCUUCGUCGUGGUGCUCAAGCUGCUGUCGAUGCCGUUGUUGACUUUUUAAAGGAAAACAGCCGUGUCAUCACCACCUCGAGUGAAAUUGCUCAGGUUGCUACCAUCUCUGCUAACGGUGAUAAGCAUGUUGGUGGUAUGAUUGCUCAAGCUAUGGAGCGUGUUGGCAAGGAAGGUGUGAUCACUGUCAAGGCUGGCAAGACCAUUGAUGAUGAGCUCGAAGUCACUGAAGGCAUGCGUUUCGAUCGUGGCUUCAUCUCCCCUUACUUCAUUACCGAUACCAAGACUCAAAAGGUCGAAUUUGAAAAGCCCUUGAUCCUUUUGUCUGAAAAGAAGAUCUCUCUUCUCCAAGACAUUCUUCCUGCUCUUGAAAGCGCUGCUACUCAACGUCGUCCUCUUUUGAUCAUUGCUGAGGAUGUUGAUGGUGAGGCUCUUGCUGCUUGUAUCCUUAACAAGCUUCGUGGCCAAAUCCAAGUGGCUGCUGUCAAGGCUCCUGGUUUCGGUGACAACCGCAAGUCCAUCCUUGGUGAUAUUGGUAUCUUGACUCAAUCCACCGUCUUUUCGGAUGACCUUGAUGUCAAGCUUGAGCGUGCUACUCCCGAACUCUUUGGUACUACUGGUUCCGUUACUAUCACCAAGGAAGAUACCAUCAUCCUUAAUGGCUCUGGUUCCAAGGAUAUGAUCAACCAACGUUGUGAACAAAUCCGUGGUGCUAUGAACGAUGCCAGCACCUCCGAGUACGAAAAGGAAAAGCUUCAAGAACGUCUUGCUAAGCUCUCUGGUGGUGUUGCUGUCAUUAAGGUCGGCGGUGCUUCUGAGGUUGAAGUCGGCGAGAAGAAGGAUAGAUUUGAUGAUGCUCUUUGUGCCACCCGUGCUGCCGUCGAAGAAGGUAUUGUUCCUGGUGGUGGUGUUGCCUUGCUUAAGGCUGCCAAGGCUCUUGACAAUGUCAAGGCUGCCAACUUUGAUCAACAACUUGGUGUCAACAUCAUUCGUCAAGCCAUUCAACGCCCUUGCCGUACCAUUGUUGACAAUGCUGGUGGUGAAGGUUCUGUUGUUGCCGGUAAACUCCUUGAGGAACACGUUGACAAGUUCUCUUUCGGUUAUGAUGCUUCCUGCAACGAGUAUGUCGACAUGAUCGAACGUGGUAUUCUUGAUCCCACCAAGGUUGUUCGUACUGCCCUUUUGGAUGCUAGCGGUGUUGCUUCUUUGCUCACCACCACUGAGUGCAUGAUCACUGAUGCUCCUGAACCUAAGGGUGCUGCUGGUGGCAUGCCUGGUAUGGGUGGCAUGGGUGGUAUGGGCGGUAUGGGUAUGGGCAUGUAA